Molecule: messenger RNA, 6373 nt
Organism: Mustela lutreola (European mink)
Lineage: Eukaryota; Metazoa; Chordata; Mammalia; Carnivora; Mustelidae
Gene: PODXL
Product: podocalyxin like
Exons: 10
Coding region: 1-2619 (872 amino acids)
Biological process (GO): regulation of microvillus assembly; negative regulation of cell-cell adhesion; positive regulation of cell-cell adhesion mediated by integrin
Cellular component (GO): microvillus membrane; apical plasma membrane
Source: RefSeq, a predicted model, not a curated record
AUGUAUUCGUGUAUUGUUGGGAGCAGCAAGCGUUUUGGUGAACUCUGGGUCACAGCACAGCCUGACGAAUGGCAGGAAGUUCAGGACUUGGGCCUGACAUUUGCUGCACAAAGACCCUAUAGCCCAGCCAGUGCACACUCUGCGGCGCAGACCUGCUUGCCAGCGGUGCGGAAGGCUGGCCCGCCCGCAGUUGCAACACUACGCGCCGCAGCCCGGAGGCCUCGAAAGAUCCUUAGCGAACAAGGAGGCUGGGGGUCGCCUCCUCCGGACUGGGGCGUGCGAGGGUCCUGGUGGUGCCGGGGGUCACCACCCGCGGGGGUCCCUCCGCCCUCCCUGCGGGCGCCACCUGUGCGCCGGGGCUGGCUGACCAGCGGGGCGGGCGGGGGAGCCCCCCAGACGCCCCAGGCGCACACUCACACACACACAUACACACACACUCACAACCCCGCCCGCCCGGGGGCCGCUCGCCCGGAGCCCGCGGCCGGCCCGCGCUCCCCCGCCCGCCGCGCUCCAGGGCGGAGUUUCCUCCGCUGCUCAUUGUUCCCGGUCCAGCGCCCGCCCCGCCCCGCCCCGCCCCGCCCGGCCCCUCCGCAGCCUCCCGCGCGCUCCUGGGGUAGGAGAGGGGGCGGGGGCCGGCGCGGACGGGACGGGAGUCGCUGCAGCCGCCGGCCGGGCCCAGCCGCGCAGACACCGCCCGCGACGCAGCCACCCGCCGCUUCUCCGCCGUCUGGCGCCGCGCCUCAGCCCAGCUCUGCCGCAGCGGCCGCGAGGAGGGGCCGCUGGAGCGCGACUCGGGAAGCCGGGGUCACCGCCCGGCCGCCGAAGCCACAGCCCGGCCUCCCUGAGCGGCGCCCACGCUCUCGCCGUUCGGACGCUCGGACCCGCAGCCACCUGCUCCCGGCCGGAGGCCAGGACACCAUGCGCUCCGCGCUGGCGCUCUCGGCGCUGCUGCUGCUGCUGCUGCCGCCGCGGUCAUUCUCCGAGGGAGGAUUAUCUAACACCAAAGAAGCUACAACCGCCAGAACAAAGACAACCGCCGGAACAAAGACAACCGCCGGAACAACGACAGCAGCUGGAACAGCGACAGCCGCUGGAACAGCCACAACCGCAGCUCAGCCCCUUGUAGCACCGGCAGCCGGUAUCGAAGGGGAGACUCAGGUGAACGAUCCUGGAUCAGGCACAGCCGCAGCAACCACUGCGCAAGCGACGAAGGCCGCCGCCACCAGCGGACGAUCCCUAACAGCACCCAGCGGCUCAGGGACGACCACAGCCACAACGCCAACCUCCGCGGACAAGGAUGCGAAGGCCUCCAGCAACCCCACUGUAGCUAGUGAUGGCUCAGAGGAUGGCCAAGGUUUAGACAAGACGACAGUCUCCUCAAUCACUCACCCCGUGAAGCCCGAAGCCACCGGCAGCCCGGCAGCCGGAGCGGGAGCCGGGGAGGCCCACGGUGGUCCCGCCAGCAGCACGACCCCUGGGGGCGGGAAACCGGCUGCUGCUACGCCUGCAGACGCGCCCAGCACCUCCAGCCCCGCUUCUUCUCUUCCUGCCAGCGCCGCCCCAACAAGCCCUCACCAAGCAAGUACAAGCCCUGGUCCUUCGAAGCCUCCGGUGAGCCCUUCCGACAAAAUUCCCACGGCAGCUCCCAGUAGUUCAGGCACGAAGGUGGGCCCCAGCUCCACAUCUCGGGGGACACUUCCCACAGCAACAUCACUGGGUCCCUUACAAGGAGAUCUGCAGAAAUCCAGCGUGAUGCCAGCUGUCACUGGGACCUCUUCGUCCAUCACUGGGACCUCUUCCUCCACCACUGGGAUCCCUUCUUUGGAGACUUCGCAUCCUGCAGGCCCUUCAUCAGGACCUGUGGCCACGUCUCCUGUCGAAGGAUCCAGAAGCCCCAGCACCCAGUUGACUUCAGUUGCCCCCCGAGUCCCCAGCGUGCCUCCUUCCUCGGCUCAUGUGGAUGACAGGAUAAAGUGCGAAUCUCCCGGAGGGCUAACUGACAAGAUGCUCAUCCUGAACUUGACGAAAAGGAGCCUCUGUGCGGGGAACAGCAGUUCGGAUGACAAACUGGUCACACUUCUGUGCCGAGCAGCAAAAGCCACCUUCAACCCAGCUCAAGACACGUGUCAUAUACUGCUGGUACCUGUUCAAGACUCCCAGGCAGUGGCGAUCAAAGAAAUCACGGUGCAGACCAACCUCCUGCCCGGAGACGUGUAUGAAUCGCUGAAAGACAAAUGGGAUGAGCUGAAAGAGGUGGGAGUCAGUAACAUGAAGCUUGGGGACCAAGGGCCCCCCGAAGAGACCGAGGACCGGUUCAGCAUGCCUCUCAUCAUCACCAUUGUCUGCAUGGCGUCCUUCCUGCUCCUGGUCGCCGCCCUCUAUGGCUGCUGCCACCAGCGCCUCUCCCAGAGGAAGGACCAGCAACGGCUAACAGAGGAGCUGCAGACAGUGGAGAAUGGUUACCAUGACAAUCCUACGCUGGAAGUGAUGGAGACCUCAUCCGAGAUGCAGGAGAAAAAGGUGGUCAACCUUAAUGGCGAGCUGGGGGACAGCUGGAUCGUCCCUCUGGACAACCUGGCCAAGGAUGACCUUGACGAGGAGGAAGACACGCACCUCUAGUCAGGUCCGCGGGCAGCCUCCAACAGGACCACAGCGCUCCAGAAUGAACCACCUCAAGUGCCAUUUGGACAGGGGAGGAACAUCCUUCCCAGCUGAGGGAAAGGUGGGGGAGGGAAGCAGACUCGGAGGGCCCCUCCUCCCAAUCCCCACGGGGCCUUAAUUUUCCCUUUUCAAACUGAACCAAUCACAUUCUGUCUAGAUUCCUCUUGUAAAAUAACCCACUAGUGCCUGAGCUCAGUGCUGCUGGAAGACGAGAGGGAGGCGCACCCACGUGGUCAUCCGGUAGAAUCCCUUCAGCUCACAUCCGAGGGGACAGAGGCCUGAUGGAAACACAGAUCCCCGAUUCGGUGUGGCGGCUUUCCCGCCACGCCCCACCGCUGCCGUCGCUCGCGCCUCCCCUCAGAGCUGCUCCCAGUGGGGUGAAGCUCGCCGUUGAUGUGACAAUGGAUGGGACGGAAGGGACAACAGGGCCAGAUCCUGUCUCCGGGGCAUCUGAUUCCUUCCAAGUACAGGCCCCCAGCCUCGCCUGCCAGUGUGUCCGUCCCCUUUGUGCUUGCCCCGCCCCCCACACAGUUUGUAGCCCCGCUCUGUCCUAGGGCCUCUGGGACUCACACCGUCGCUUCGUGGCUUCAAAGCCCUUGCUCCAGAUUCUGGCUUCCUUGCAUUUGCUUAGGGACCUUGAGACUUAACCCACACAAGACUCCAGUGUGAACGAGGUCUGCUUCAGGGAUCCUUCUGCAGGUGAAGAGAAAAGAGGAGGCCCUUCACCCCCAGGAUGGGUCCUGGCCCAUCACCAGGGCAGGAACUCCGUUGGCCUCCCACUCCCACCGGGGACUGGAAUCUGCAGCAGCUAUGAAGAAGUGUUUCUGUCGUUCAUUGCUCGGUCGGUGGGGUGAGGCCCAAGUUCGGAGAUCCCCCUGAGAUCCAGCAAGAGAGAACCACAGCUGUAGGGCAGACGUUCCCAGGGCCCAGUCCACAGAGUGGUGUUUCACCGGACAAUCGAUCGACACGGUUAGGAAGGAUAGGCUUUACUCUCUGUUCCAGAGGAAACUCAGGGACUUUUCAAGUUGCUGAGAGUUUUGUUGUAUUUGUUUGUUUUUUGUCCAGCCCUCUACUGCCACAAGCCAAAGCUCCAACUGCUGGGAGACCUUUCAGUUAACUAAUCUUAUUGACUCCUGGUUCUCCUGUGCUGUAGGGCUAGAAAGGCCUAGAAAGUGCGAUGCAUUUUAAGGUGCUCAGGAGCAGCCUGGGGGUGCCUGUGGGGUUCCCAGUGACCUCUCACUGUUGGGGCAUGCAGCUGGGCCUUGCCGUGUCCCCUCCUCUGUGUUCUUAGCAGCCUGCCUGCUUCUGCAGUUUCUGGUGGCAUCUCAGGGAAACAGUACCGGGAAGGGGUUUUGAGGGAGCUUAGCCAUUAGUUCCCAAGCGAAGGCACCUGAGGACUGGACAGAGUGGGGUUCAAUCCAAUUUUCUGGGAAGCCCAAAUCCCAGAUUUUGUGCAACAUUGCCCACGGUCUCUCUUGCCCCUGGGUGUAAAUCUCCUGGCAUGAAUGAGGAGGAUGGGCAGAACUGCUGUCCCUCCCUGGCUGCCUUGAUUCCUUAUUCAUUCAUGGCCGUUGCCCUUUGAUAUCCUAGGGUUCUGGAGCGCAGAGCCUCCAGUGAGUUUCCCAAGAGCUAGAGAGAUGGUGGACUUACAAGGAUCCACAAGUCCUUGCCCUGAUUCUCUAGCGUCUGGAGGUUGGCAGGGUAGAGAACAAUGCUAGCUUGGGAGGGAAAAAAGGAAAUCUUGUUAUACUGGAAGAGCUCUGUUUGCUUCCUUCCUGCCCAGCAUUUGAUUCUUUCCACCCUGUGGGUUUCUGUGGAAGAGGCCAGACUGGAUUACCACUCCUUUGCUGAUUCUGGGUCACAUUUUAUCAGCCAGGCCUUCGGACAGAGGCAGCAAGUACACCCCCAUAAACUGAUCGAAGGCUCAAGCCCCACAGCCUCUUGGGCAGAGAGAUGAUGACCGGCAAGGACUAGCGUAAAAUCACACUUGGUCAAGAGGAAUGACUGUGGUGGCUCCGUCCAAGGAGAACCUUGGGAAGCUUUGGGCUGGUUCAGAUGCUCCUUCUGGUGCAUCCAAGCUGGGUGGCUCCAGCCUUUGAGGGCAACUUCAGAAUCCAGUACCUUGCCUUGGCUUGCUCUUGCCACUAGACAUCUGUGUCAAGGACAUACAGCCAAGCAUCUGCAGAGGUCACCUUCAUCCCACGACUGCACUGGGAUCAGUGCUGUCUGGUAAGUCAGAGUUUGGGGCUGAGAAGAAAGAAGAGGAACACCAGGAACUCGGCAGGACUUCCAACAAGUUGUGCCAAAGAGAGAUUAUCAACUUGGGAUCAGGGGCAGACUGGCUUCCCUAAGCUGCAUAAAAGGCCAGAAAUCAGGAGUCUGAUGACUGGAUGGAAACCCAGUGGGAAAGCACGCUGUUCUGUGAAUGGGGAGGGCAGCAGUAGUGCUUAUGAAGGAGGUACAGAAUAGGCUUUGCAUCGUAGGACAGAAUACGGGUUUAAUCUAGUCUAGAUGCCAGAUUCUCUUUUUCCCUUGUUAUAAGGAAAGCUAGCAGGAAGUUUAUUUAAACCACUUCUUGAGCUUUAACCUUUUUUUGACAAUAUACUGAAGAAACUUUGGAAAACAAGUCCAAGCUGAUACAUACAUACAUAGUUCUUAAUAAUGUAAAUACCACAGCCACAUGGUAAUCUACCCAGCACUGCUUUAAGCGAAUAUACACUGUAAAAACAUUUGCUAGUUGAGGUGGCUUUUUUUUUUCUCUGAACAGGAAUGUAAAUGUAAAUGUCUAUUUCACUAGAAAUGACAAGUUUUUGUUUGUUUUUCUCCUACGAAAAGUGAAAUAUAAGACAAGCUGAUGACAGAGUAUUUGUCUUAGAGAUCAGGCAUUUUUAUUUUUAAAUGCGAUCCUCAAUCCCCCUCCCCAGCUAAGUCCUAGCCUAUUACAGGAAGGCUUGGAGACACUCUAGUCCUAGGGAGAGGCUUUUAGAGACCUAGUCCAAUCUUUGUUUUGUUCUUAUAGAAAAAGAAACUGAAGCCCAGAAAGACAGAAGUGGCUUGGCCAAAAUCACAUGGUUAGUGAGAGAGAGGAUUAAAACACCAGUGCUGUGGGCCUCAGAAUGAAUCCGUAAAUUAAGAACAGGCACCAGGACGACACAAAGGACAGAAUUCCCUUCUCAAAUCAUGUCCUGCUGCAAGGCUAGGGAGAGCCCGAGGACCACAAUAGGAACCAUACCGGUCUACGCUUGCUCGGAGUUAUUCAGGUCUAAGACUUACAUGACUGAUAUUUUACUGUCAAGAAACAGUUUUGAAUGAGCUUUUACAUACAGAUCUUCUCCUAGCAGGGCUGUGGAUCAAAGGAAACAAGCUCCAGGAAGGCAGAGGGGGCAAGAGUAAAGCAAUGACUUCUCUUUUAUCACUGUCACAAGCUGAUCGGCUCAGGUUUGGUGAAAACCCAGCACUGAGUGGAAGGGAGGGGAGGACGAUUUGAUGUGUGUCUUUUUUGUUAGUAGUGAAUGUUAGUUUGCCCAGGCGACUGCAGGAGCGUGUGUCUUCGCGGACAGGGGUCUGAAGUACACUGGAAUUCACUGGGAAACUUGUUUGUAAAGACUAUACUUAAUUAUUGCCAUUUUCUUACAAAACUAUAUUUUGGAGAACUGUAUACUGUCAAUUAAAGUGCUUUUGUGUAAGCUGGCUCAAGCCCCGUUGAACUUGA